GGUGCCGGCUAUUCGCGGGGCAGCGGUUCCGGCGCCCAGGGGCACGGAGCUGCGCCCAGCCCGUUGCCGCAGUCGCCGUUGCCGGGGCGCCGGUUCCAGCAGUGCUGCGGGCUCCCGGGGCCGGGCAUGGAGCCGGGGACGCACAGAGCCUGGGUGCCGCUCAGCACCCUGGAAACGGAUUUCCCUCUGCCGCUGUGCAGCCAGCAGUACGUGACGCUGCGGGGGCCGCGCUGCGCCCCGGUGCUGAGGCAGGCGGUGCGCUGGAAGAUGGCCCCCAUGGGCAGGGAUGCGGCGGGGCAGAGCUGGGCGACGGAGCCGAGCUGCCGCGGGGCGGAGGACGCCGGGGACGGCCUCACCCGUAGCACGGCCUGGCAGCGCUGGCAGCGCUCACACGGCGCUCCUGAACUGGACCCGCUGCCCCCUGUCUAUGACCAGCAUCUGCGGGACGUUGCCUGCUGGGACCCCACUGUCCCUGCUGCCUACCUGGGGCCUGGCACGCGUUGGGGAGCCUUCCUGUGGCAGGAGUGCCCCGUCCUGGGCAAGGAGUACGUGGCCACCCGCAGCCAGGGCACUGCGGCGCCGGGGGGCAGCUCAGGCUACGUCCCUUUGUUGUCCUUCUGCAGCCCCCAAACCACCACGCGGGAUGUCUGCAGCUGGAGCCUCCUGCAGCACCAGCCCUCAGCCCCCCCCAGCUAACAGUGCUGCUACGG
This is a messenger RNA of Tympanuchus pallidicinctus (lesser prairie-chicken), 710 nucleotides long. RefSeq names its product tektin bundle interacting protein 1 (gene TEKTIP1). Lineage: Eukaryota; Metazoa; Chordata; Aves; Galliformes; Phasianidae. The transcript has 4 exons. The record is from RefSeq and is a predicted model, not a curated record. The coding region runs from base 127 to 696 and encodes 189 amino acids.